AAGAAAGGAUGGAAGCAUUUCCAUCUCCGCUCGAAAGUUCUGUUGCGGAGGCUCUUCUCCUUCUCGCCAUCUCUGAAUCAAAACCACAUUCUCUUUCUUCCAACUCUUCAACUCCAAGCUGCUUCGACGAUUAUUCAUCCUUGCACAGUUACAGUACUAAUGGAAAUGAGGACUCGUCUCCAAGCGAUUCGAAAUCGUGUUCUUCAUCUCUCACUUGCGAAGGCUCUUCUAAGGAAACUCGACCUUGUCCGCUGAGAGUUCUCGCAGUUGCAGCUCGUUGUAAUGAGAGGAGGAUCAAGGUGGUGAGAAAGAGUCGCUCCAAGAACUUUCGGAACUUCAACGAUCGGAAAAAUCUCUCAAACCUUUGGAAAAAACUGACAAUAUUAGCUCCGGUGAAAAGGUCACCUGAAACUACUGCAGAAGCUUCUUCACUGUCGACCUCCUCCAGUGGAGUUUCCGGCUCGCCGAGGCGCUAUCUGAUAAGAGGCGGGAGGAAGGAUAAAGACUCAGUUAGUCACGGCGAGGCGUUAAAGAGACAGAAGGUCACUAGCACGGCUUCCAUGCAGCGCCGAGCCGAGUCCAUCUUGAAGUUACUCUCUGUUGGUUGCUCUUCUGAGGUUAGGAUCCGUCGAGUGCUUGGCGACAGUCCUGACACCAGUAAAGCUCUCAGAAUGUUGCUGAAGACGGAGGAAGUCAAGAGAUCAGGUACCGGAGGGCGAACGGACCCAUUCAUGUACAAGGUUGCAGGAUCGGGUAGUGACUUAGACUCGGCUUGAUCGAGUUUUACAGAAGAGGAGGAAAUAUCAUAUCGUAGAGUACAGAGGAAGAAGGUUGGGCACAACCAAUUAAAGUAGGCUCUGGAGUAUGAACUAUAACGGAAUUAACUAAAUCAUAAUUUGUAAAUGGGAAAUAGGAGUUGCCUGUUGGGAAAAUUUUGCUUUCACGAUUUGUUGGCGUUUGGAAGAAAAUUUCUUUUCUUUCAUCCAUCAAGGGAAGGGCUCCCUGAAGUUUAAAAUACGAUUUUUUUUUUUGGGUGGCCUGCAAAGUCU
Molecule: messenger RNA, 1049 nt
Organism: Macadamia integrifolia
Lineage: Eukaryota; Viridiplantae; Streptophyta; Magnoliopsida; Proteales; Proteaceae
Exons: 5
Coding region: 9-776 (255 amino acids)
Source: RefSeq, a predicted model, not a curated record